Poecile atricapillus (Black-capped chickadee) is the source of this 4250-nucleotide messenger RNA. RefSeq names its product family with sequence similarity 120 member B (gene FAM120B). Gene Ontology annotation, cellular component: nucleus. The coding region runs from base 498 to 2543 and encodes 681 amino acids. The transcript has 11 exons. NCBI's taxonomy places the organism in Eukaryota, Metazoa, Chordata, Aves, Passeriformes, Paridae. The record is from RefSeq and is a predicted model, not a curated record.
CCCGCCCUGCGGGAAGCGGAAGCGGCGCUCGGGUCAGUGCCGGGCUGUGGGGCCGGACGGUGGGGCUGCGGCCCGGGGGCUGCGGCCCGGGGGCUUCCCGGGCCCGGCCGGGCCGGGCUGGGGCGGCCGCAGCCCCGGUGUGCGCACGGACCCUGGGGCGGGGGGCUCGGCCUUUCCGGGGCUGCGCGCAGCGGCCCCCGCACUUGCGAAAGGGCCUGAAAGGCCCCUUCCAAACCAAACUAUGAUUUAAGAGGGUGGUAUUCAGAACUGUGUCUUUAACUGAUAGGUUUCGGGAAUGCUUUUAAAAGCUGUCUGUUCACAAUUCUUUUAUUUUGUAUUUUUCUAUACACUAUUAACCUGGAAUCUCCCUCACUGGAGAUACUCAAGAGCUGUCCGAACGCAAUCCUGUGCCAUGUGCUGGAGCAGGGAGGUUGGACCCUGUGGUUCCUUCCAGCCUUAUUCAAUGAUUCUACUGCUGUGAGUUUCGGAGAUCAGCCAUGGGUGUUAGAGGCUUGCAGGGAUUUGUGGCAAGCGUUUGCCCCGAUGCGUGCCAAACGGUAGAUCUGAGAGAAAUGGCAGAAAAACAUCGCAUUGAUCAUCCUGAUUCCCCACCUGUUAUCGUAGUAGAUGCCAUGAGUUGCGUUAGACGCUGGUACACACCAGAAUCCUGGGUGUGCGGUGGCCAGUGGCGGGAGUACCUUGCCAUUUUAGAGGAUUUUAUCAAUGCUUUUAUGGCAGCUGGCAUCAAGUUGGUGUUUUAUUUCGAUGGGGUGGUAGAAGAGAAAAAGAGAGAUGAGUGGAUCAAACGGAGGAUGAAGAAUACUCAGGAAAUAGCCAGAUUAUUUCAGUUUGUCAAGACUCACAGGAAACAGCCAGGGAGGGAAAUGUUUGUUCUUCCUUCAGCUCUGCCUACUUUUACACGUUAUGCCCUGAAGUCACUUGGUCAAAAAACAGUCUGCACGUUGCAAGAGGCAGACUUUGAGGUGGCUGCAUAUGGUUUGCAGCACAACUGUAUAGGAAUUCUGGGGCAAGAUAGUGACUACCUCAUCUAUAAUACAUGUCCCUACUUUUCCAUUGAGAACCUCCGUUUGGACAAACUGGUCACUGUUAUGUACUCUCGAGAAGUUCUUUGCCGUGUGCUGGGUAUUAGUUUGACACACCUUCCUCUCUUUGCCUGCUUGCUCGGCAAUGAUGUUGUUCCAGAAAGCAUGUUGGAAGGCUUUUGGCACAAAUGUUUAACCACCAGUCCCCGCAGGAAUAACAGCUACAACAGAAGAACAAACAUACUGCUGUCUGUAGCAAAUUACAUCUCAAAAAUUCCAUGCUCGUACAGCAGCCUGAAACACUUGGAAGAGAUUCUACCUCUGGGAUCAGACAAGACAUUGCUUUGCAGAGGAGUGAACUCCUAUCUUUUGCCUGGGCAGCAGUCUCCAUGGAUUCCUCCCAACGUAACAAAUUGUCAAAUGUUAUCCCUUCAACAACAAUCAGCUCUCUGUCAAGAUAAAGAAAUCUUUCAGUUAGCUAAAGAACAGCAUAUCCAAUCUGAAAAUUAUUUGAUCUUCAAUAUCCUGAGUCAUGGAGAGAUUGAGUGCAGCAACUCCUUGGAAGAUGAUUAUGAUACAGAGAUUCCUGGACAGGCACUUAUCUACCGCCCUGCUCGUCAGCAUAUUUAUUCUAUCUUGUUGGAAUCUGGAAAAGGUGGAAACUGCCCUUUGGUAAAAGAGUGGUUUGUCUAUUUUGGAAAUCCUCUCAAGCAGCCGGACCUCGUACAACCUGUACAACCUUCUGUUACAGGUGGAACACCUAAUUUGAAAACACUGUGGCUUGCCAAAGGGCCUGACGUGGAGAAGCAACGGUAUAGUACAUUUCUGGCAUGCUUUAACCUUCAAGAUGAGAUGGAAGAACUCCAAGCUCUGGAAGCACCUGUUGCAGGAUUCUGCUGCUUGCUGGCCUAUCUUAUGAUGCAGGUCAGUAGCCUCUCUCUGGAGGAUUUAAAUGCAUUUCUGGCACUCGUUCUCUGCCUAAAAGGGAAGUCAGCAGCUCAACUGACAAGCCUGCAGCUUGCACAAGUAGACUCCAGGGCUGUACAUCUGGGUGCUGUCCUUAUCCGUGGCCUUACGACUUUGCUCACGGCCAACAGUGCCUGCGGCUUUCCGUUCAGGAUGGAUGAUCUGAUGCCUUGGGCAGUGUUUGAUGGAAAACUUUUUCAAGAAAAAUACCAGCAGUCACACCGAGGUUGCCCUGUGGAAGAACUUUUGGAAGGCAAUGAGUCUUUGUACACACCCUUCCAGAAUCUGAAAUCUCUCAUUUGCAAGGUUUGCAAGACAAAGAACAGAACCAUACAGAGCAGACCAAGAGGGAAUGGAUUUAACAAAGGAAGAGAACAAAGAGAUUUUAAUCCCAGGCUCCAACAGCCACACAGAAGUCAUUUUGUUUCUCCAUAUCAUAACCAGAUGAGGGGGUUCACACAAAGACAUCUGCAAUCCCAAGGUAGAGAAUCAGGACAUCCACACCGGAGGAGAUAUCCCCUUCCUCCUCAGUAAAUAAUUCAUUUCUACAAGUGGCAAACUGAGAUGGUGGAAGAGUUGCCACUGGGAUAAUUUUUGUUUAUGAGAGCCUGUUUUUAAGAAUUUUUCAGAGUAACUGAAAAAUGUGACUGUGGAGGAAAUCACACAAAGCUGUUCAGCUUGUUAAUCACUUACCAUGUUAGGUCUAAGCUUCUUACGAGACCAGAGUCACAAAACCUUAAAUUACAGGUACCUGAGGGACAGUAGCAUCCCAGUAUAGAUAUGUCGUUUUGUCAGUUUGGCAAAGAAAAGUCUGAAUUGUUUUUUAUAACAUUGUGAGAUAUUCCUGAGUGUAAAUUUAAGACUUAAACUAUAAUUUUUGCAUAUUUUUGUAAUAGUUGUUUAUAUUACAAUACUUUCCUGACCAUGAAUAAUGUGUCAUGUCUAUGCUGUAUUGUGGUUUAUGUCUUGAUCGUGGAUUAUAUCUGUAUCUUAAGGGUUACAUCAUUACUGAAACCCUGAGAAGUUUGAAACCUGACAUCACUGAUGUAAGCAUUAUCUGCCAGUGAAACAAUGUGACCUUCUUGUAAAAUGUCACACUUUUUUUUACAAAGGAAUAAAAUUGCUUUUACAUUUGAUACUUUUAGUUAAGCAAAUUUAUACUUUUAGUUAAGCAGCUUCUUAUAAGACAUGAUGUACUUCUAUAAUGAAUAAUACAUAGGAGAACUCAAUAUUUCUUUUCUGACCAGAAGUCUAAUUAAACACUUACCUUCAAAGUUAUUUCUUAAAAAUUGGUGUGUUUCACUUUGGGAUUCAGUUUCAGUAAUAUAUGUAUUUGUUUAUUUCAAAAAUCAAGGGGGUGUCAAGAGAGGAGCCAGGCUUCUCUCAGUGGAGCCAAGCAAUAAGAUAAGAGGCAAUGGACAGAAACUGAUGCACAGGAAGUUCCACUUGGAUAUGAGAGAGAACUUCUUCACUGUGCAGGUGACUGAGCCCUGGAAGUGAUUGUCCUGAGAGGUUAUGGAGUCUCCCUUGCUGGAGAGAACCACCUGGCCUCAAUCCUGUGCCAGGUGCUCUGGGAUAACCAUGACUGAACAGGGAGGUGGGAACCAGGUGACCCUCUGUGGUCCCUUCCAACCUGACCCAUUCUGUGAUUCUGUGAUUAGUCAGGUAAUAUUGUUUCUUUGGCCUUGUGCAGGUAACUCCUUUGAGUUGACUGUGAGUGGAACUUCAUUCCUGUUUAGUAUCCAUGUUAUGUCAAAGUGAAUAGCAUUGUCAGACAUCCACAACUCCAAACUCAAUUUCCCUCCAUGUAUUUUUCUGGUUGUAACCCAAUAAACAUAUUUUUCGUACUCUGUAUAUAGCAGCAAUCCAGCUAAAUAAAUAAGCAAUGAGGAUUUCUGGUUUUAUUCAACGUUUGACCAGACAGCAUUUCACACAACACAGUGUCUUGAUUUGCAUUUCAGGAGAUGCAGUGUCAUCAUAGGGGUAUUCCUGCUUCCUUUUUCAAUCGAUUUGCCAUUGACUGUAAUUGUACUAUCAUUUUUUUACUAUUGUUUUUAUCCCUCCCCUCCAAACCUUUUGAAAUAAUGUGGUCUGAAUUUUAUGGAAACUUCUCUGGUUUCAGGGAUCUCAUAAUGUAUAAUAGCGUAUUUUAAAAGAAUGUGAUUGUGUGCCAGAAUUUGUUCUAAUUCCCUCUUCAGGCUUUGAUAUGAGAAAAGAUGUCUGUUGUCCUCAAUAAACAAA